UCGGUAGUUUUAAUGGAUCAUUAAAAAAAUUAACUGCUACAGAACUCGGUGCCGCUGCUGCUGCAGGUGCAAUUGAAAAAGCUGGCUUGAAACCUGAACAGAUCGAAGAAGUAUAUUUUGGUAAUGUUCUUCAAGCGAACCUUGGCCAAUCUCCAGCACGUCAAGUCGCUCUUAAAGCAGAAGCAACAACAAUUAAUAAAGUUUGUGCUUCUGGUAUGAAAGCUGUUAUAUUAGCUGCUCAAAAUUUAGCACUUGGUGAUAGAUCGAUAAUGAUUGCUGGUGGUAUGGAAAGUAUGUCUAAUACUCCAAAUGCCGUGUAUGGUCAUCAAAUUUUAGCAGAUGGAAUAAUUAAAGACGGUUUAUGGGAUGGCAAUUGUGCAGAAAAUACUGCAAAAAAUUAUGACAUAUCGAGAGAGGUUCAAGAUAUGCAUGCCGCUGAGUCAUAUAGGCGUGCUGCUGAAGCUUGGAAGAGCGGAGUUUUUAAAGCUGAGGUUAUUCCCGUAACAAUCAAAGAUCGUAAAAAAGAAAUAAUUGUCGAUGAAGACGAGGAAUAUAAGAAUGUUAAAUUUGACAAGAUUCCUGAGUUAAAACCUGUUUUUGACCCUAAUGGCGGAACUGUAACAGCAGCUAAUUCAUCGACGAUUAAUGAUGGUGCUAGUGCCUUGGUGCUUAUGACACGUGUAAAAGCUGAAGAACUUGGUAUCAAACCAUUGGCUCGAAUUCUUUCAUAUGGUGAUGCUGCAGUUGAACCAUUUGAUUUUCCAAUUGCCCCAUCACAUUCACUUCCAAUUGCUUUGAAAAAAGCUGGCCUUGGAAUCUCGGAUAUUAGCUUAUUUGAAUUUAAUGAGGCGUUUAGUGUAGUUAUACGCGCAAAUGAAAAGAUUUUAGGUUUAGAUCCUGGUAAAGUAAAUAUUGCUGGUGGUGCAGUGGCAUUAGGUCAUCCAAUUGGUUCUUCAGGUUCUAGGAUAAUUGUUACUUUGACACACUUAUUAAAGUCUGGUCAAAUUGGUGCUGCAUCUAUUUGUAAUGGUGGUGGUGGUGCUAGUUCUAUCAUUAUUGAAAAACUUUAG
Racocetra fulgida is the source of this 1070-nucleotide messenger RNA. Lineage: Eukaryota; Fungi; Glomeromycota; Glomeromycetes; Diversisporales; Gigasporaceae. The record is from the annotation of a GenBank genome assembly.